AUGAAGUUCAGCCGAUCAGUUGUAUUUGUAGCACUUUGUGUUUGUUGCUUGGCUGUGUUUCCAAAAGUUGAGGUUGAUUCCGGUGCUUAUGGAUCGGAUUUGGUGACGAUUCAGGAUAAUAGACCAGGAACUGUUCAUGGGGUUUCUGCACAGGAUGAUUUGGAUUCUCCAGACUCUCAGGUAUCUCAUGAUGCCCUUCACUCGUUUGUUCUUAGUAUCUCGAUGAUUAUAGUGAGCGAGAUCGGCGAUAAGACAUUUCUUGUGGCCGCUAUUAUGGCAAUGAGAUACCGUCGUCAACAGGUAUUCUUUGCUGCAUUCUCCGCACUUGCAUUGAUGACCAUCCUCAGUGGUUUGCUUGGUCAUGUUCUCCCCACGCUACUUUCUCGUCGUGUUACGCAGUUCUGUGCAUCUCUUCUUUUCCUAAUAUUUGGAACUAAGCUUCUCAUUGAUGGAUUGGGUACUUCGAAGGAUCUUGGAGUUCAAGGAGAGAUGAACGAGGUGGAGGAAGAGAUUUCUGCUGGAAAUAUCAAUAAUCGUGGAAGUGAGAUGGAAAAUGGAGUUAAUAUCGACUUGGACAUGGGCUCAGAUCAAGGCGCAGGUUUUUUUGAACCGUCACCCGUCAAGCAGGUGAUGAUAAACUUUACUGAACGGUUCAAGCAGAUUUCUAAAUAUAUCUUUUCUCCAGCGUGGAUCCAAACUUUCCUGAUGACUUUCUUAGGAGAAUGGGGAGAUCGAUCGCAGAUCGCUACAAUUGCUUUAGCGGCCGGUUCAGAUUAUAUCAUGGUAAUUUUGGGAGGUGUCAUUGGUCAUGGUUUUUGUACUGGUAUGGCAGUAAUAGGAGGUCAAUACUUAGCUUCGAAGAUCUCUGUUCGAACGGUCCUUUUGGGUGGAUCGGUGGCUUUUUACUUGUUUGCUUUGACCUACCUAUAUUCUGCCUACUAUGAUAUCGAGUAA
This is a messenger RNA of Brettanomyces nanus, 954 nucleotides long. RefSeq lists its product as uncharacterized. Gene Ontology annotation, cellular component: fungal-type vacuole membrane; Golgi apparatus. Bases 1 to 954 code for a protein of 317 amino acids. Gene Ontology annotation, biological process: calcium ion transmembrane transport; Golgi calcium ion homeostasis; Golgi calcium ion transport. The record is from RefSeq and is a predicted model, not a curated record. Gene Ontology annotation, molecular function: manganese ion transmembrane transporter activity; calcium ion transmembrane transporter activity. The transcript has a single exon. NCBI's taxonomy places the organism in Eukaryota, Fungi, Ascomycota, Pichiomycetes, Pichiales, Pichiaceae.